Messenger RNA from Fomitopsis serialis, 2955 nucleotides. RefSeq lists its product as uncharacterized. Gene Ontology annotation, molecular function: protein kinase activity; ATP binding. Lineage: Eukaryota; Fungi; Basidiomycota; Agaricomycetes; Polyporales; Fomitopsidaceae. Bases 56 to 2689 code for a protein of 877 amino acids. The transcript has 10 exons. Gene Ontology annotation, cellular component: cytoplasm. Gene Ontology annotation, biological process: protein phosphorylation; tRNA export from nucleus. The record is from RefSeq and is a predicted model, not a curated record.
GUCGACUUCAGUCCUCCGAGCUCCCUUCCACCAGCCAUCCUGGCCCACCUUCCCCAUGGACUACCUGAGGACACUGGGCUCCGCUGCUGUUUCGUCGUUGGUACAGAAGUCUGGCCUCACACUCCCAUUCUCGACAGGCGCAAGGGUCACCGCGUACGACGGUCGUUCAAUCUGGACAUUAUAUGAAGGCACGAAGCGUGACGAUAGUUCCCCCGUGUCAAUCUUCGAGUUCGAUGCAAAUCAACCAGGCAAGCGUAAUGUGUUCCCACUCGCCAAGAACGCGCUGCGAAAGCUGCGCACCAUCCGACAUCCGGACGUCCUUAGGUUCAUGGAUGUGGUAGAGACAGACUCUACGAUUCACGUUAUGACCGAACGUGUCCGACCACUCGCGCCUGCCAUCAACGAGUACUCCUCCAAGGCUGCACAAGAACGCGAAGACUGGCUUCUCUGGGGACUUCACCGCGUCUCGGUGGCUUUCGCGUUUGUAAAUGACUCGGCGGCGUCCACACAUGGAAACAUCCGUGUGGACUCCAUCUUCAUCUCUGCGUCUGGGGAAUGGAAGUUGGGAGGCUUCGAAUUGUUGAGUAGUCCUAAAGAUGAUGCGGCAGUUCUCUAUACCAUGGGUAGCUUGCUGCCUGACGCGAAUGCGUGCGCACCUCCAGAAGUGAAGAAAGGCGGCUGGUCCGUACUGAAAGAACAGAACCCAGCCGCCGCGGAUGCCUAUACACUAGGGCUCCUCAUUCACUCUACUUUCAACCCAACCCAACCUCCGCCUGCGACCGCUCAGCCGCCACAUCCUCCACCUACCGCUGCUUCGCGGGGAGCUAUACCUCAAUCAUUGUUUGGAUGCUACAAGCGACUCCUGAAUCCAAAUCCGAAAGCGCGUCUCACACCCAAGAACUUCCUCGAGCUCGGCAUGGCGGAGGUCACAGGUGAAAGCUCGGGUUUCUUCGCUAACAACCGCCUCGUCAAGGUAUGCGCGGGUUUGGACAACUUCAGUUUGGGAAGUGAGGCCGACAAGGCAUCACUGCUCAAGACACUCAAAGAAUCCUCGUCGUCUUUUCCAUCUGAGUUUGUGUCGUACAAAGUGUUGCCUUCGCUUGUCUCCGCUCUGCAGUUCGGCGGUGCAUCAGCACCCGCUAUCCUCCCUUUAGUACUGCAGAUGGGAAAGGUUGUGGCAGCACAAGACUACUCCUCCGUCAUUCUCGUACAUCUCGUCAAGCUAUUCGCAAGUCCUGACCGUGGCACGCGCCUCGCACUGCUUGAGCAUCUUCCAGAGUACGCCGACAAACUCGACAAGAAGACGGUCGUCGACAAAAUCUGGCCGCCUUUGCAAACCGGCUUCUCAGACACGGUCGGACUCAUCCGCGAGGCGACCGUCAAGUCGAUCAUCCUCCUCUCCGACAAGUUCAACGACCGCAUCCUUAAUAACGACCUCCUCCGAUACCUCGCGAAGAUGCAAGGAGACCCCGAAGCGUCCAUCAGGACAAACACCUGCAUCCUCAUCGGCCGCCUCGGCCCCACGCUCGGGUACAAUACCAAGCGCAAGGUGCUCGUGCCCGCGUUCACGCGCGCGCUCAAGGACCCGUUCGUGCACUGCCGGGUCGCGGGGGUGAUGGCGUUCAUGGCGACCGCGGACUGCUUCGAGACCGAGGAGCUCGCGACGAAGGUGAUCCCGAACAUGGCGUUCGCGAUGAUCGACAAGGAGAAGCUCGUCCGCGACCAGGCGUUCAAGGCGGUCGAGCUCUUCGUGAAGAAGCUCGAGGAGCACGCCGCGGCGAUGCCCGAGACGGCAAUCGCAGAGAACGACGCUAUGCCGGGCUUCAACCUCCCGCCGACGUCUCCCGGCUCGAAUGGCCUCGUGAACAGCGCGGCGGGGGCUGCGGGUGCACUCGCCGGAUGGGCAAUCUCGUCCAUCGGGAAGAAGCUCGCAGCGGGUGACCUCUCAAGUGUCAUCGACGGUGCAGGACCGUCUCGUCCCACAUCAGCCCCCCCUCCCGCCUCACUGUCAUCCCAGCCCACGAACAGCCUCAGCGGCUCCGCAGGUACACUCGGGCGACCCACUGCUCCUUUCGGUCCGACGCUCUCCUCACCAGCCGUCCCGCGCCCAACCAGCGUAGUCGGUACUUCCUUCACGAAAUCGAAGGGCAUGCAUCUCGGGGCGAGCAAGGUCCCCACGAGUUCAAGCUUGUCUGACUGGGCGAUGGAGGCCGCCGCGGAGGCUGAGAGCGAGGAUACGGUGAACGCUGGAGGGAAUCCGUGGGGGAGCGAUGACCUGAUGGACGUCAAUGCCGAUCAGGACGAUUGGAGUACUUUCGAGAGUGCACCGGUGCGCGCGCCGGUGGUAGAUCUGAGCUUCGACAGCGAUGUCCCGCCAGGCGCUUUCUCGCCCAGCGACGACUGGGGACUCACAUCGCCGGCCCCCACGCAAUCGACGAUAGUGAUACAUCAGCCCAAGCCUACCUCUGUUACAAAGAUUUCAGCGUCAGCGACUACACGCUCGCCGCCGCCUGCUCACCGAGCCUCCACCGUCUCCUCAUACGCACGAUCGCCGACGCCAUCUGAAAGAACAGCGAGUCCCGCGCCGGAUAAGGCGCAGGCCAACAGUACGGCAUCGAUGACGAAGGAGGAGAAGGCGCGGAGAUGGCGAGGCGGAAGGAAGAGAGAAAACAGAGGAUCGCUGCGCUGAAGGAGCAGAAGAAGCAUACAGGUGCUGCCAAGACGUAGUAUAGUACCUGUGAUUGCACUCUGCAGCCCCUUUCUGAGGCUCUGUCGCUGGUUUCUGUCAUUAUGUCGGAUAUGUAACAGCCAAGUGCUGUGCUUCGAGACACGCCGGCGCCCCCUCCAGACCGACUUCACGCUGAGCAGAUCUGUAAGGGUUCAUUGCUUUCAGACAACAAUGAACGACGCCCCCGCCACUGGUGUACGGAGACGAGCCUCCAGAGGGCCCCUUUA